UAGACCCAUUCGUCUGCAAGUACAGUACCGCAUGCACCCUUGUUUAUCCGAGUUCCCCUCGAACAUGUUUUAUGAAGGCACGCUACAGAAUGGUGUCACUGCUCCAGAACGUCUUCGCAAAAUGUUGAUUUCCCUUGGCCCGCCCCGGACACUCCGAUGUUCUUUUACCAGAACCUUGGUCAGGAGGAAAUAUCCUCCAGCGGAACUUCGUUCCUCAAUAGGACGGAAGCAUCCAACGUUGAGAAGAUUGUGACCAAGUUCUUCAAAUCGGGUGUCGUACCUAACCAAAUCGGCGUUGUCACACCCUACGAGGGCCAACGUUCCUACAUUGUCAACUAUAUGCAGUUCAACGGGUCUCUCAAGAAAGAACUAUAUAAGGAUAUUGAGGUGGCCAGUGUCGACGCCUUCCAAGGACGAGAGAAGGAUUAUAUCAUUUUGAGCUGCGUUAGAAGCAAUGAACACCAGGGUAUCGGUUUCUUAAAUGACCCUCGUCGCUUGAACGUAGCUUUGACUCGUGCAAAGUAUGGAGUCGUCAUCCUCGGAAACCCAAAGGUUCUCAGCAAGCACCCACUGUGGCACUACCUUCUUACGCACUACAAGGAACGUAACACCCUUGUCGAGGGCCCGCUGAACAACUUACAGGCGAGCAUGAUACAAUUCAGUAAACCUCGCCGCUCCCUCGUCAAGUCCAUGGACCAGUUUCGUCGCCACGAGACAAAUGCACGGGACUACAUCCCCAGCACUGGAGGUGCAGGCAGAUCUGGAACACCAAGUCGCUUCGAUACUAGUUUCUACCGCACUCAUGAUGCUCUCGGAUACAUCCCGUCUGACGUGCAGUCUCUACGCUCCCAAGCCACUUAUUCCUCCGGACUCCCCAUGUUUGCAGCGGCUGGUGGAUUUGGUCCUGGUAUACCCCGUGGCUCCGGGGGUGUUGGGAAGCGCAGUGCGUACGGUAGCUACGCCAGCUCCAUCAUCUCUCAGGAUGCUGGACCGCCAAGCACCGCAAGCAUUGGCGGUUCUGCCAUGGCGUUCUCGCAAUCAGACCGUUUACAGAGGCGUGGCUCCUUCUCCUCUGCUGCUGGUGCUUCUGACAUGGCCAGCAUGAGUGGGUAUGAUUACAAGAGCCAGGACGGUACGACAGACCUCGACGACGUGAAGAGCCAGUAUGCGGGGACGCAAUCGGGCGUGACUGUGUUCUAGAUGGCACGGGUUAUUCUACUGCCGCGGAUCCUAUGCGCGCACUAUGACUGCGCGAGCUGGUUUGUGUGGGACUGGUUCGUGGCUGGUGACGCCACGGCCAGCUAGGCCAGCUCCCUUGCACUUCUUGUCGCAUCUUGGCAGCCUGUCGGUGUCUUCAGGUUAUCCCUUUUCUUCAGAGCGAGCCGGCGGUUGUCAUGCGACAGUCUCGUCGCAUGCACGAAUGUUACGGUAGCAUCCGUAUGCCUGCACAGUGGUCUGCGUGCUGCUCUCCGCGUAUG
Suillus discolor is the source of this 1478-nucleotide messenger RNA. RefSeq names its product AAA domain-containing protein. Gene Ontology annotation, molecular function: RNA helicase activity. Lineage: Eukaryota; Fungi; Basidiomycota; Agaricomycetes; Boletales; Suillaceae. Gene Ontology annotation, biological process: nuclear-transcribed mRNA catabolic process, nonsense-mediated decay. Gene Ontology annotation, cellular component: cytoplasm. The transcript is spliced from 3 exons. Bases 157 to 1200 code for a protein of 347 amino acids. The record is from RefSeq and is a predicted model, not a curated record.